Molecule: messenger RNA, 1071 nt
Organism: Sitophilus oryzae (rice weevil)
Lineage: Eukaryota; Metazoa; Arthropoda; Insecta; Coleoptera; Curculionidae
Exons: 1
Coding region: 1-1071 (356 amino acids)
Source: RefSeq, a predicted model, not a curated record
AUGUCACUUCUUCAAUCCUUCAAUUUGACUCAGACUAUCAACGAGCCUACUAGACUUGGCAAUACCGGGGCUACGCUUUUAGAUUUGAUAGUGUGCUCUGAUUCUAGUCGUGUUUUAAACAGUUAUGUUGAUCCCAGCCUCGAUGUUUCCGACCAUUUUCUUAUUAAAUGUGAACUGAAGGUAUUUAUAUCUAAACCUAAGCCCUAUGUUGUCUCAUACCGUGACUUUAAGAACUUUAAUCGCGAAGACUUUUUUAGAGAACUUUUAAACGCUCCUUUUCAGGAUAUUUUGUAUAUUCAGGACAUUAAUAUUAAGGUGAGUGUGUUCAGUGCCCUUAUAGUGAGUUUAUUUGACUCUUAUGCACCAGUCAGGACAGCUCGCAUAACGAAAAAAAAGGCACCUUGGAUCACACAAAAUAUAAGAUAUUUGAUGGAGACUCGAAACAGAGCAUUAAGCAAAUAUAAAAAGAGAAAGACACUUCAGAAUUGGGAGUAUUAUAGGCAGCUUCGAAAUUUUACAAGUGCUACUAUUCAAAGAGAAAAAAAGGCUUUUCUUGAGUAUAAUUUACGUAACCGCAGUGCAAAAGAUCAUUGGAAGCUUCUGAGAAACUUGGGUGUUUAUUCCAAUGAUUCCAAACACAUUCCUGAUUCUGUGGGUAGUGCUGAGGAUCUUGGCGAAUUCUUUAUCAGUUCCGUUAGGCCUACCACUCCCGAUCCUCAUACUUUGAAUUUCUACUUACAUAACAGGAAGAAAACAAAUGCGUCAUUUGAGUUCAGGAUCGCUACGGUUGACGAGGUACGCUCAGCUUUUUUAUCGAUCGAAUCCGAAGCAGUGGGUACCGAUGGUAUUGGAUUGACCAUGCUCCUUUAUUGUUAUCCAGUUAUUCUUCCGUACAUUGCGCAUAUUAUCAAUUCAUGCAUUGAAACUUCCACAUUCCCUUUGGGUUGGAAGUAUUCAUUUCUACUUCCUGUGCCUAAAGUAUCCAGUAUCACCAGUAUGAGUGAUCUUAGACCAAUAAGUAUCCUUCCAACCCUCUCUAAGAUAUUUGAGAGGGUUCUUGAAUCCAGCUGA